Molecule: messenger RNA, 1548 nt
Organism: Capsella rubella
Lineage: Eukaryota; Viridiplantae; Streptophyta; Magnoliopsida; Brassicales; Brassicaceae
Product: glycerol-3-phosphate dehydrogenase [NAD(+)] 2, chloroplastic
Exons: 9
Coding region: 64-1326 (420 amino acids)
Biological process (GO): carbohydrate metabolic process; glycerol-3-phosphate catabolic process
Cellular component (GO): cytosol; glycerol-3-phosphate dehydrogenase (FAD) complex
Molecular function (GO): glycerol-3-phosphate dehydrogenase [NAD(P)+] activity; NAD binding
Source: RefSeq, a predicted model, not a curated record
UUCGCUCGCUCGCUCUCUCAAUCUUUCCGAUUUGGUUGGGUCCUCUCCAAGUCUCUUGCGAAAAUGGCGGCUUCGGUACAACCUGCAUGCUUAGACCUCCACUUCUCCGGCAAGCAUCCACCGCUUCCUAAACACUACGCUAUUUCCGUCCGCUGCGUUUCUUCUCCCAAUGUAAUUCCCGAAGCUGACUCCAUCACUGGCCCUCCUGAUAUCAUCGAUACCAGCCGUGACCAGCGCAAAGUGGUUCGUCUUGCCUGGGAGAAGUUGGUUCGAUGGUCUCGUUCUUGGCGCGCUAAAGCCAAAACCGAUGUUCUUGAGCGCACUCGCAAGGUUGUUGUUCUUGGUGGAGGUUCGUUUGGUACUGCAAUGGCUGCUCAUGUAGCUAGAAGGAAAGAGGGAUUAGAGGUUAAUAUGCUAGUGCGUGACUCUUUUAUUUGCCAAUCUAUCAACGAGAACCACCAUAAUUGUAAGUACUUCCCUGAGCACAAGUUACCUGAGAAUGUGAUUGCCACAACUGAUGCGAAAGCUGCAUUGCUUGAUGCUGAUUACUGCCUCCAUGCUGUACCUGUCCAGUUUAGCUCAUCAUAUCUAGAAGGAAUUUCCGAUUAUGUUGAUCCAGGAUUGCCUAUUAUAUCUCUUAGCAAAGGUCUGGAGCUUAAUACUCUUAGGAUGAUGUCUCAGAUAAUUCCUACUGCCCUUAAGAAUCCAAGGCAACCUUUCGUUGCACUUUCUGGCCCGUCAUUUGCUCUGGAGCUGAUGAACAAUUUACCAACGGCAAUGGUGGUUGCCUCGAAAGAUAAGAAAUUGGCAAAUGCUGUUCAGCAGCUUCUGGCUUCUAGUUACUUGAGAAUAAACACUUCCAGUGAUGUUACAGGCGUGGAAAUUGCCGGUGCCCUGAAGAAUGUUCUAGCAAUAGCUGCAGGAAUUGUUGAUGGAAUGAAUCUCGGUAACAACUCUAUGGCAGCUCUUGUAUCCCAAGGUUGUUCAGAGAUAAGAUGGUUAGCCACAAAGAUGGGUGCAAAGCCAACAACCAUAACUGGUUUAUCAGGAACUGGAGACAUAAUGCUCACGUGUUUUGUAAAUCUUUCAAGAAACCGAACAGUUGGAGUUAGGUUAGGGUCAGGGGAGACACUAGAUGACAUACUAAGCUCUAUGAGUCAGGUAGCAGAGGGUGUAGCAACUGCCGGGGCAGUGAUAGCAUUAGCACAGAAAUACAAUGUGAAGCUGCCGGUUUUGACAGCCGUAGCUAAGAUAAUAGAUAAUGAACUGACCCCGACUAAGGCUGUUCUUGAGCUCAUGAACCUUCCUCAGAUUGAAGAAGUAUGAGAUGGAACAAUCGUUUUGAGGACCACAUAUUCAAAGAGAUGGCUUUAAGGCGGCAAGAGCUUUGCAUUCGUUUAGGGAUAGCUAGUGAUAGAGAUGACUCGAAGUGACUUUUGUAAUCGAUUUUAGGCCCUGAAUCUCAUGAAUGUGAAUUGUUCAUAAACAUUUUACAAAUCUGUGUAAAGUUUUCUCAUACGUCUAUAAAAGGGAUUUUCCAGUAUACAA